AUGCACCUGCUGCCGGAGGUUGAGUGCGGUCCGAAGGCGUGGACGGUGUUGAAGGAGCUGCACGCCCCGACCUCUGUUGUUGCAACAUUGAUGCUGGAGAGGGAGCUGUCCGCGUUGCGCCUGAGCGAGGGAGAGCCGGUGCAACCUGUCCUGGACAAAUUGCGCGACCUCUACGCGAAGUUGGCGACCGCAGGAAUCACCUACCCGGAGCAAACAAAGUGCUUGAAGAUGCUCUCGCUGCUGCCGGAAUCGUGGCUUCAAUUUACGAGCGGAUUGAGCCUGCCGCAGAACCAGAGCUUGUGGACGCUCGAGUGGGUGCGGACGAAGAUUCUGGAGGAGGACUUCCGUCGCCGCCAACUGAGGGGUGGAGACGACGGCAGCAGCGGCUACGGGAUGCAAGGGAGCCGACGUGGCAAAGGACGUGGCUUCGGUGGUGCUGGACGCGGUGCAAAGAAAGACGACGACUCCAACGACCAACAAGGAGGUACCGGUUGGGGUCGCGGUGCGAAAUCUGGACGUGGGGGCAAGUCGGGUGCUGGUGGCAAAAUGAAAGGGAGUUGCUGGUAUUGUGAGAAGGAAGGGCACCCCUGGUUUUUGUGCUAUAAGAAACCCGAUGGAUGGACCCCCCAGAAUCGUCACCAGGAUGGCGGCGCGCGGAGGAACCAGAAAAACGGCGCCAACAUGGUCGCUGAUUCGUCCGACAACAACCCAAAGGGCAACGGCGGUGCGGAGAAGAAGAAGGAGCGCACCGCGGGCCAAUUCUUCCAUAUGGGAGACAAGGGGGAGCAAGGAGACGCAUCUGCUAAGGCUAGAGCAGAGCUGCACCCCCUGGACUAUUGGGUGUGGCUGGUGCGGGACGAGCUGCAUUUAAGGGAGCGGAUGGCAAGCCGGUGGUGCUGCACGACGUUCUCCUCGUCCCCGACCUGA
Closterium sp. NIES-65 is the source of this 927-nucleotide messenger RNA. The record is from the annotation of a GenBank genome assembly. NCBI's taxonomy places the organism in Eukaryota, Viridiplantae, Streptophyta, Zygnematophyceae, Desmidiales, Closteriaceae.